Molecule: messenger RNA, 12330 nt
Organism: Porites evermanni
Lineage: Eukaryota; Metazoa; Cnidaria; Anthozoa; Scleractinia; Poritidae
Source: the annotation of a GenBank genome assembly
UUUUCAGAGCCCAAAAAGCAGAGAGGAGCUAUUCUUGAACGAUGGGACGGAAUCGAUGGUUACCUGUGCCAGAAACUGUUGGAAGAUCCUCGUUUUCCAACUAUGCCCACAUAUUAUUCAUACACUCCGAUGUUCAGUGAGCCAGUCAACUGGGGUGACAACUACGGCUCAAGAAUCAGUGCCUACUUUGUGCCACAGCAAAGUGGACAACAUAUAUUCUUUAUAGGUGAGGAAGCAUGUAUCCUCAUCAAUCGGGGCUUUUCAGGGAUAAUUUUCAAUACUACUGUGUCCGGAACCUACUGCCAGACUACUUGUGAUACAGUAUAAUCAAUUAAUAGGUAAAUAGUCAUAAAUACUCCUCCUAAUUUAUGGUCACCACCAAAAAUUUAUUACGCCCCUAAAAAGGUCUUUUAUGUCCCACAGACUCACUCUGAUUGAAUGAAAGUACGUCCUUAUCUGAUUAGCCAGUUGGUUUAAUUUCCAACUGCCAGUUAGCAUUUUUAUCUUACUUUGUUUCAUUUGAAUGUCAUUUGUUAAUGAUUGUUCCUGAGAUGGCCCUUGCGAUGGCUAUUUAUCUGAAUAUUUAAACAAUUUGCUAGUAGCCUUUUACAUCUAUAUUUUAUUCCAGAAAGUGACAAUGAGGGCCAACUGUUUUUAAGUACGACAGAUAACCCUGACGAUAAGAUUCUGAUAUGUCGCGUUGGAAAAGAUCACGAGUCCCUUCCUAUGCAGUUUAGAAAGUAUGUAUACUGUCUAGAUAUUGGUUUAUAUUUUAAGACAAAAAUGAUUAUGAUCCAUUUUCAUUAGGCGUUGUAGUCCGUUUGGAACCAAGGCAAACUGGAACUGUUAAGAAAAGUUAUAAGAAGUAAUUUAAUUACUACGAAGCACCUGACAGCUCUUUGGAACUACGGCUCCAUCCUUCCAGAUCGAAUUAGAAAUUAGAAGUGGCGGGAAAACCCGAAUGUCUGGAGUUAAACCUCUGUACUACCCCAAUAAUAAUUCGUGUCUCGACCCAUGUUGUUAGGCGAAACUAAACGGCUUAAAAAUUGUUGCUUAAGAUUAUUGCUUUCGUAUACCUUCAGAUAUCCCGAACAAGAAUCAUACCCCAUCAACCUUAUGAAUGGCUCAUACUACUACAUCGAGGCGCUUCAUAAGGAGCAAUACGGCAAUGAUUCUCUGACGGUAGCUGUCAAGACCCCGGAUAACAAAUUUUACGCACCCAUCCCCUCCCAGUUCCUGUGGACACAAGCGCCACAUAAGGAAGGUAUGGCAGUUAUUCGAAUCAAUAAAAUUGCUAUUUUUCAUAACUUCAUAUUCUCUAAGAAUUUCCUUGUGCUUUUCGUGCCAUUUAUAUCAUAAUGUUUUUAAAGACUCUGUUUAGUGUUAAAAUUGUAAGUGAAAAAUAACAAAUGACCUGAUUAACGUGAGCAAGUGUUCGGGAUCCCAUACGGCGAUCCAAAAACAAAUUGUAGGGCGAUAAGGGUAGCAGGAGUAAUCUACACUGUUAUCAGAACAGAGAUUCGUCACGUUUCUAGCAACCGUGCAAAUCUUGAGAGGCGCUGUUCUUGACGCCACGCUGCCUGAAAGAAAGUUGCAACGAGAAUUUACUAGAACCGAAGAUAAAAAGGGUUUACCAGUAAAGAAAUUUUCCUUUUGAUAUGUAUUUCUUAAAGAUAACAAGAAAGCCCCCCAGUCUCUUCUCUUAAAGAUAGCAGCCAAAGCGGGGGCUAAGGCGGGAGCAUCCCUUGGGAUGUCUGAAGCCAAGAUAAGUGGGGCAGAAGCCGGGGCCUUGGCAGGAGCGGUAGCUGGGCAGAGGGCUGCAGCCGAAGCAGCGGAAGCAGCAGCAACAAAAGCAGCAACAGAAGUCGCCACAAAGACGCUUAAGGAUUUUUUUUUUCAGUUUUAGAAAUAUUCUUGAUGUGUAAUGCCUAAUACUUUAGGUUAUUCUUGUUGAAUCAUUUACCGUUAUGACUUAGAUUCGAAAAUAUCACAUUAUUAUUGUGAUCAAACACUGAAUUAAUUAAACAAUUUCGGCUGUAACUGAGCUAGUUUGACAAAACAAUAUAUAGAGUUGUUCCACAAAUGAAAUACUUGUAGCUCUAAGAACCUGCUCAGCAAGGGUGUAUGCACUCCGAGUAUGUUUGGGGUUUGGAGGCAUUGGUAUUUGAAAAGGAGAGGAAAAAACCGGAGUACCCGAAAGAAACAUCAGGGGAAGAUAGUAAUUAAUGCUCAACAUCACACUGGGUUAAUUAUCCGGGACAUGAACCCUGGUCACAUUCAUGAGAGGCGAUCGCUUUCAUCACCUCCCCUUGGUCCUUACUCUUAAUUCUUUCCUCAAACGACACUCAUCCGACUAAAUUGACCACACCAUCCUUUCAGUCGUUUAACAUAUACACAGCAAAUGGAAGUGUCAUACCCGUGGAACCUGUUGCAGCGCCGCAGACUACAACUCAAGCUGGUACUAGCGGAGUAAAUAGAACAGAAACGACACUGACGAGUGGGGCAGCGGUCAGUCAGACAGGGACCCAAGGUCAAACAGGUCAAAUUGUAGCGGGUCAAACUGAGCUGCAAUCAACAUACAAUGCAACAAUAGGAGUUCAAUACGGCGGGACACCAGGCCAUCCGCUACCAGGUCACCCAGGGAUAUAUCAUGGCGCAUUUGUGUACAACAGAGCAGUCCCAUACUAUAUUCCACCUAAGACUGACAACCCUCACGAAGCUGCCACAGCUAAACAGUUUGUGGACCCACGAGGUCUCGCGAAAGUGAGUAAGUAGACAACCAUUAUUCAUCACCAUUUCAGAUCGUGCAGAACGUUUGACGUUUGAACUUUUUUGCUUUGAGUAACAGCCCUGAAAUUUCACAGCUUUUUACUAAAAUUAACGAAACCAUAAAGGCUUGCGUGUCGUGCUCUUCGCUAACUUCAACUUUUCCAUGGCAACCCAUUUUUUAUAGUCAUGAAUAUUGCAAAUCAUAAACUUUUGUUGGUAAUAACGUUUUUAGAGAGACAUCCCAGAGCAUCAAUGAAAUGCCUAUUUUAACAGCAAAAUUACUUUCGAUUCAUAAACUUGUCACUUAGUAGAACUGGUAGUUGUCUCUUUCUCUUAUCAUGUUAGUUAAAUUUAAAUUGACCCUAGAGCAUAAAAACAGGCCAUUUCCGAGUUCCAAAAACUCUCACUUUCAAAAUGACUCUAAAUGCUAACCUUUUCUUGUGAAAAUAGGUUUUAUUUGUUUGAAAGUAAAAAGUCAUUUUCAUAUCAUUCAAUCAAUGACUUUGCGCUUAGCCUCGCUUUGAAACAGAGGUAAUUAAGGUAAUUCGGAAAUGGGCUAUUCGUUUGAGGGAAAAAGAAGAUGCCACCAAAAUAACACUAAAAACUGCAAGCUCAUAAACUGGAGUUAUCAUGCGUAUAUUUUGCAGUUGUACAUGGUGCUCUGUAUGUGAUUCAUGCCUUUGAUGUACCCGCUGCUCAAAAUCCUAUGUACAAUCUUUGUUGGCGAAUAAGUAAUGACAGAUUGGAACUAACUCAGCAUUGUCAGGUAAGAUAGCCAAUUCAAAAAGCUAUGCCAGUUCUUGGUGUACCAUUCUAGAAGACAAUAUCUACUGUAUAUUUGCAAAAUUGUCGCAAAAUGUAUAAAAAGAUCGUCGAAAACUGAAAAUUUCCUAUGAGCACUUUCUUUUGCCAGACCAAAUUCAGAACUUUUGAAUUCACUGUUUGGCCAGGGAAAAGUGGAGAAAGAAUUCAAGUGCCUAGCAAGUGCACCUGAUAUUCUCCCGUUCAUCGUGGAAUCUUUGCUGCGAUAAUUGUGUUCUGCCCGUUAUUAUUCACUUCCAAUAAACCACACCUGAGUAGUGUAGGACGUACUAGUUAGACCUCUUAAUUGUAUUGUUCACGGGAGAGAGACAAAAGGCUAUGAUAUCAUCGGCGUUAAUGCAUUUGACUUCACACUAAUGAGAUUUCACUUCAAAAAAGGUGUCUAACGAGUGCGCCCUGUACUACUCCCAUGGAUCCCCCGGAAUGCUAUUCCCAGGUUGAAAGCAGCAUUAUCAGUGAUUUUUUUUGGCAGCCUGUUGUCAACUUCAUAUUCCAUAUCUUAAUUGAAAUUUUCUGCGCUAGGAGACCUCGGAUAAAAAAUCAUUAAGUUUAGAAAGCUGGGACUUCUGCAAAGCGUAUUUGCCUUCACUAUUCCACUCUCUCAGCACAUUACACUAAUAUCCUUACCAUAAUUUUGUGUUCCUUUUCUUUUCUACUUUGAAACCUAGGUUAUUUCUUAUACUUAAUAUUAAACAGGCUUUUAUGGUCUACAUUCCUGGAUUCGACAACGGAACCGGCGAACACCCGACUAUAUCAUUUGAAUCGGCCUGCGCCCCUAGUCAUUUCGUUCGACAAAAGAACUACAAAUUUGUUUUAGGAAAGAAGGGAGAUACGAAAUUUGGUAAGUUUAUUUGAUGUAUAUUCGGAGGAGAAAAUUUCCAUUUCCGUUUUUUUUUACGAGCUCAUGAUUAAGUUUCUGGUAGACUUUAGUUUAGUUUCCAUGUUCAAAGGUAAAGGGGAAUUUUUUCAAAACUCUUUCCAGUUCCUCGGAAGUUUAUGAUACGAACUCAGCUGAAAUUUUACGACUGACAUUUUUGUGUAUCAGUUCUGCACUGCCAAAAGAGGUAAUCCGCGUCUCACACAGGCAGUCAAACCAAUACCGAAUUUUCUAUUAAAAGCCUUCGUCGUAAUCAUUAAAGUCCCUUUUCUUCUGACCUUCAGACUAUGACGCCACGGCAGCCUUUUUCCAAGUGUUUUCGUUGCCAGGAGCUUUCCAGUUCAGUCUUAUGCGUAAAGGAUGGUACAUUUGUAGAAGUGAGGACUCAGACUAUCACCGUGUAAAGAUUGUCACAGACUACAACAUGGCGUCUAAAUCAUGGCUUAGACGAUGCUCGUUCGCCCUAAGGCCUUUAGCAGCGAACGAGGAUCCGCUUAUGAACUGCUUUGGAACGCGUCCGCCACCAACGCCACAUCAAAAGCCUGGAAUAAGUGCUACACCAACCUCCCCUCCACCAGGGACAAAUAAAACCAUACCUACCACUCAUUCUACAAAUGCUACUACACCAACCACUCCACCCAAAGAAGAAGGUGAAAAAAUCCCGUCGUUUUUCAUGUUUUCCACAAAAUUGUCCUCCAUCUGUUUUAAGUAUCGAUCAUUCAGGCGUCAGACACUUAAGACAAUCCCUUGUUGUUUUGACUAUAUCCCCAUUUUUCAUUAUAUUUUGGAAGAACUGAAAUGCACAAAGGGAUGAAAGCUAGACCCCAGCGAGGUACUGAAGAAAUUUUAGGCAAGGGGUGAGCGAAUCCAUAGCCUAUACCAACCAGACCAUGUUCAACAUGUUCAGUUACAUUUGGCAAUCUUUUUCUGGACUACACACCCCCAAAAAUACCUAUCCUGUGUCAGAGAGUUAAGGAGAAGAAACUCAUCUUCAUACCACUGACCCUAUUCUACACUAAAAUGAAAUCCCCUGAAAUCUGUACCCUUCUCCAGCCUAUAAUGUUUGGAACCGUCCAUAUCCUUCCCUGUUGAACAAACCCUUUUAUCCCGUAUGAUUCGAGUUGGGGUACGUGUCCCAACCUUCCUUCGGUAUGCAAUCUAAAAUUUUAUGAAUUUUACUGUUUACCCGUAUUGAGGGAGUUUUAGCAGCGACAAGGGCGACGGCAGCGAAAAUAUCACUAUUAGAAUGAAUUCGCAUUUUUAAAAAAAUAUAUAUAUUGCGUUUAUUUCAACUCCGAGUCGCUUAAUGCAGGUAAAUUUCCCAAGGGACGAAAGAAAAAGAAUGAUGUCGUCGCCGUUUGUUUACGGCCAACAUAAAAAUUCGCAUGAGGAAUUUUCACUUCAUGGUCGUGCAGUGACGGUAAAGAAAUGAACAAAAAGUGUACUGCACGUGCAAAGUUAUUGUUUUGCUAAAUAAACCUAUUGCUUUUUGGGCUUUCUCGUUGGCGUUGCCUCAACCUUUUGGUGCUUUGCUAACGACGACGGCAACUUUCCAAACUUUAGUGCACACUGGAAAAACUGGACCUUUUACAGAGAUAGUAAGAUGUCUAUAAAUUGUAAAUUUUAUAGACUUUUUACAAGAGUUAAAAUGUACCCCUCUUUCGUAGUCCCCAAGAAAUCGACUCCAGGAAAAUUGGACUGUAUUUGACAUUUUCAGCGAAUUGGAAUAAACGCGAAUUCAUUUCAAAAGUGGCGUUUACUUUGCCAUCCCCGUCAUCGAUGCUAAAUCUCCAUCUUGUUCCCAGGGUCCUUUCUUACCCCCUCUUCCCCGGAGCGAGAGAAAAGGAACGAUUAGGAAAGGACCCUGGGAACAAGAUUGUCUUUGGGGUUGGUAAAGCUAAGUCCCCUAAUGCUGAAUGCUUCUUGCUUGUUAUGAUACCUUCAUUUUUACUCCUCGCUUUAGGUCCUUGCCUGAAUUUUCAUUUCUGGAACGAUGCCGGUAUACCCUUUAUGCUCUAUUCCAGUCUUAAGCCGGAAGGCUACUUAGUCACAGGACCUGAGAUUCAUCUUCACUACGUCAUCCGAAAUAAAAAAGUGGUGGGCCUGGUCCGUCUUCCAGAUAGGAGAGAUAAGGUCUCUGUUUCAAAUGGACCUCUACUUUCAGAGGUACGAAAACGAAACGCUACGCUCGGACCAACUAAGUACCUAACUGCAGUUAUUUCAAAACAUUUCCUUCCAACAUUAAUUUUCGGUCAUGUUUACGGAACCACAAAGUUGGUAAUGCAUUGCAAAUGACGUGAAAUAUUUAACUGAGUACUGUGUUGCAUGUAAUAUAGGUUUUACAAACUCCAUGGAUACUAAAAAAAACAGUGUUCAAAUUAUAUGGGUUUAUGAGAUGAUAUUUGCUUUUAAUUUACUGCAAUCAAAUAUGAGGAUUAAACAUUGAUUUGCCCAUAGAUACCCUUUUUAACAGCUGGUAUCUGAUUUACGCAAAGGUAAUGAAUGAAAUAAGUGAAAGCCAGCAGCUGUUACUUGACUCACCGGGAUCAAAAAUAGCAGCUAACCAGAUUGUCAAAUUUUGGGCAAAGGAUCCCUACGGAAAGCGUGAGAUUCUUUUGGAUGGCAAGAAAGUUGUGUACGCUAUCCCGGGAAUUCACUGCUACCACCACGUAAAAAUUACAGUGACAUCAAGGCCUAAACCAAGUAAGCACAAGAAAUAAAGGUGUUAUAUGCAUAAUUCCUCAAGCUAGUGCAGGUAGAUAGAAAGACACAAGAGUUAAGGUCACGGGCUGUGGAAUGGUCAGACUUCUGCCUCCCAAACCAAGUUCAACAAAGUUAAUUUGUUUCAAGAACGGCCUUAACUAAGGGAACUUAUCUGUUAGGUCUCCUUUGAGACGUUUUGUAAUAAGCAGCAACCUAUGAUGCGCAAAAAGCUUUUAUAUGACAGUAUUUACAUAGAUACAAAAAUGUGGUUUUACCAACUGAGUUGAUUUUAUUAGUAUAGUGGCUAAAGUGUGUAGGAGGAUGGGCAAGCUGUUUAUUGAAGUGCUAACCCUUAAUCAUUCGGAUAAACUUUUAACAAGUUUAAGUAUCGUCCGCAAAGUAUUAUACUAUCAAACGUCUUUUGUUUGAUUCUAGCUCCAUCAACAACCAAGCCAACAACUCCAAAACAGACAACAACAAUGAGACCAGCGAUUACUUCUCCUGUGCCAACCACACCAGCUCCAGCUCCACCAACCACACGUAUCACUGCACCACCACCUCCUCCACCAACUCUCUUUCCUCAUAUACAUGUCCACUUACACGCUCCUCCACCACCAGUUCGACAUGCACCCACACCGGUAUAUGCACCUCCACCGCCACCAACAACACCGGAGCCAUCUCCUCCAGCACUGCCACCAACGAAACCACCACCACCACCGCCUCCCCCAACAAAACCUCCAAGCACCAAAACAACGCCACCGCCACCACCAUGCAGUCCAGAAGGCGGUUCCAGUACAGCUGGUCCAUGCGUUGCACUUACUAUUGAGCCUGUUACAACACCUCCACCGCCAUGCUCUCCUGGAUCCACAUCUCCGUGUCCUCUCGUCGCUACCCCUCCACCAGUCACUCCAUCCCCUCCAUGUUCUCCACCGGGGGGGCCUCCUGUACCAGGGGCCCCACCUCCUUGUCGACCACCAUCAACUGCACUGCCACAAGUUUUACCUGUUACUUUACCAACCCUUCCGCCAAUUUCAACUGCUUUGUCAGCUGCAGGUAAGUUAAAUUUAAGCCAGGACUUUUCUGUAGUUAUAAAAUUUUGAGCGUCCAUGGACGGUAGUCGAAACACGACCAUGGUGGAACAGGUUAAGUAUGCUCUACCCACUGAGCUAUGGAAAACCCGUUGUAACCAAGGUCAUACAAGAUUCUUUUUAUCCGUGAGUCUCACCACGACAUCCAACUGGCAGUGGGUGAAAAAAUUGUUUAGACACUGUCCUUAAACGGGGUGUAUUUCGGGAAACAAAACGAUGUCCCCCCCACAAAAAUGACGCUAGGAAACCAGUGGUGAGGUCUUUAAAUGUAGAAAGUAAUCUCAGGCUAGUAGUUGAAAUGUGCUGAAAACCAAGCAAAUAAAUUUCACGUAAACGCUCGAUCCAAAAUUGUAGAAAUUGAGCUCGCUAGUUUUAAAGAGCAUAGUGCCUUUAUUGAUUCGUGAUGUUCGGUACGUGCUUUUUUAUUUUACAAUCUUAUAUCUAAUAAGAUUUCCUCCGAUUCCAAGCUUAUUUUAUUCUAUACAAAAUGAGUCGACACACUUGAAUAGUGCUCCUUUAACUGACAAAAUUGUUUAUCUGUCAAACUCAGGCUAUUGAAUUUUUAAUACAGUCAACGUUGGGUGUUAUUCUCCUAUAUCCAAAAAGAAAAUAAUUAGCGACGGGAUAAAGAAGAUAUUAGGAAUUAGGACUAAAAGUUAUUAGACGUUUUUUAGGCGUCUCAACAACUUUCCUAAAACCUGUAAACUCAUUUUCCUUUGCUUUCUAUUUCAGUUGCGAUUACAAUCCAAGGUAAGCAAAAAUGAUGUUGCUCAUCAUCACCGAUAAGCUGAAUUCGGUGUAUGGGGAAAAAUCCUAGUUUUUUGAUCUUCUGAAAACUUCUAAAAUUUUAAGGCAGUAUUUUAAGAAAUCAUUCUUAAUUUAUGAAUGAUGUUGGGUGUGGAAAUUGCAGAGCUAGAUAUGCAUCCUGACAUGACUGGGACAAGGUUUAUCAUAAAGUUGCUUGCAAAAGAAUAACAACAAACGACAAAUGACAACAAAACAAACAAAUUCUUUUCUGUGGUGCUGGUGUGGUGCCAAAUUUUUGGUGUCCACUAAAGCAUUUACAUUUGCUUUAUUGGAAUAAAACUCUUGAAAUAAACAAUUAGAUGGUUACACUAAAGAGAAAACCAUUUAAUAUUUAAAAAAUAUAUAUAGUUAUUUUGUUAUCACAUCAGGUUGUAUGGCCACCCAUGGUGGGACUUCGCAUGGUGCUUGCUGUAUGUUUCCCUUCAUCUAUAAUGGAACACCGCACCAUCGCUGCACAAGGGCAGAGCGAGGGUAUCGCUGGUGCUCAACCACUGCUAAUUAUGACGUAGAUAAACAGUGGGGGUUUUGUGCGUCCUGCUAUCUGUGCUACGGCGGCAACUCAAAUGGGAACUGCUGUCAUUUUCCCUUUAUCUAUGGUGGGAAAAUGUACACAACUUGCACCAAUCAGGAUGAAUCCAAGCCCUGGUGUGCUACGACUUACGACUACGAUGUUGAUAAACAAUGGGGCUAUUGCGGAGGUAAAAGGAAACUGUUUUCUAAUUGAUGCCUACACAAUACUUUUCUGAUUACAACAGUCGAUACGUGUAGUUCGCUAGUCAGCAUUGUGGUUAGUUACACAUCCCGGCCAUACUACUCAUUGUGGUCUCACCAUUUGUAGCCGCGACCUUAGUUAUGCUAACAGUACUUAACUACAUAUCCUUUUAGGGUGAGUUAAGGUGAAAGGUUUGUACGCAGCGACGCUACGUCAUUGACACAAGCAUUAUAUUGCAGAGAUUUCCUGAAAUUUUUGUAAGGAUAGUAAUUACACCCUUCCAAGAAGAACAUGCCAUCCCAUCUUUGUGUCAAAUUUCUAUGGAGAAAGAUACAGUAUACGUCAGUACUAUUAGUUUACGAUCUGGCCUUUAACAGUUCGAUUUUAAUAGAACGCGAUGGUUCGAAUGUAAACUCAAAGAACAAUCUACUAAACUGUAUACAAUUCAAAAAGCAUACAAGCAUAUAAAACUCGUGUCUUUACUCACCUAAAAUGCCCACGAACUUCCGGACAAACCAACGAUGAAAGCCUAAACAACUCUACCACUAUAACGCUUAAUGGCAUGAUGACGUUAUACACCAAAUCUCACGCUCUAAUUGGUUAUUGUAUUAGCCCUUUGUUACCUUAUCUUUCACACCAGUCGAGAUUUUUUUUCGCCUGUACAAUACCUUGCACAUCGGCUGUAUUAUGCUGCCGCCCCGUCAGCCUCGCGUUUUCACUCAGCUGAAUCGUUGGCAAUUAGGAAAAUGUAAGGUAUAGUUAUUCGUUCUUGUUCUUUAUUUAUCCAAAGGUGACUCCCCUGGGUCAGUUCCUCAGCCCAAGCUCGCCUACGCACCAUGCUCUUCUGAUUGCGACGGGAUGUGUGUAGAUACUUGUCCUGAUUACUGCUGUGUAAAGGGGAAAACAAGUGUUCAGCUGCAGAUGCCUCCCGUAACAACUCAACCUGCACAGGUAAUAACCUUAAGACGCGAUUUUCUGUAGGAGCGAAGCUGCGCCACGCCCAUCUCUAAAGGGGAGAGUCACAUAUCGGAUAGGUGUUCACACUAUAUACCGUAUAGCUUUUCGUGUCUACACAAAAAGGCUAUCUGUAGCCUGCUAGCAAGCUCUCCUAUUUGGGCGAGUGAAGCGAGUCUCGCAAGAACGCGCGAGCGGGCGGCGAACCGCGAGGGACAGGGGAAAGGCCCCUCGCUCGCGCGUUCUCGCGAGGCUCACUUCGCUUGCCCAGAUAGGAGAGCUUGCUCCAAGGCUAGGCUAUCUUGUAUAAUGCGAACAUUUCUCAAAUUCGCUACAAUGUGUUUAAAAACUCAUCAUAUGACUGAUCGAUCUAUCCCCAAUUACAGUGAAAUUUAUGGAAAGGAUCCACAAUAAAAUCUUUCCUGUAACUUGGCACCCAGCUAUAUCCAGGUUCGAAUAUACCCGGGUCCCAGUGGAUAGAAAAUUAUGAUAAAAUUGCUUAUUGCAAAUCAUUUCAAAAGAAGGCGUUUUAUUGACUUAGAAACGACGUCCUUUUUCAGUUUCAGCAGAGUUUUGAGGCUCUUCAGCAACAACAGUCAUGUCCAGCAAUCUGCACCAAGCUUUGCGUACCAGACUGCCCCGUGAGGUGCUGUAAUCUUUCUCCUGCUGCUUCGUACGUACCUGCACCUCCACCAAUACCUUCAUACUGUCCUCAGAUUUGCUACAGUACGUGCAUUAGCUCAUGCCCGGCACACUGCUGCUCAAGCUCGCGACGAGGAGUUGGCCGUAACAGUUUACUGGGCGUAGACACUCCACCCUGCCCGAGCGACUGCUAUUCUAGUUGCCACUUAAACUGCCCACCGCAAUGCUGUAAAAUUAAAAGGGAAGGUAAAAGCAACAUGCCCCUGUACUGGACUGAUAGUUAGAUAUGAUAGAUAGAUAUGAUGGCGAUAAUAUUCGAGGAUGGGUGGCGGUGCUGCUAGAAUGUGGUUAGAGGUAAACAUUCUAUAAUUGAGAAAAAUUGCCAGGUACAAAUUUACUCUCUUCCCGCCUUUAUUGACUUUUUCCCACCAUUUUUUCUUGCGUUGGCACAAGAUAUAAAAAAAGGGCUCGCUGAUCUUAGCAUGCUUUCGCUAAAGAUAACAUUUUCCCGAAAGCUUCAAGGAGCAACGAGUGCGAUUGAUUCGUCAAUUAACCAGAACGUGCUCUACUGAGAAGAAUCUUGCAGGUAGUCCCGGAUAAAACUGAAAGCAAACAAAAUACAAAUUAAAGUAACACGCUUUUUACAUUUAGUUUCUGUUCUUUACUCUAGCUACCCUUAUCUGGCUACCCACCUUUUCUGUUAUUUUUCAUGCUCAAACGGUUAUCAAAAUAUGGGAAAUGCUAUCUUGUUCUUUAUCUUUGUCAAAUGUUUCCUUUCAGUUUGUAAAGACGGUCUGCGUACAAUCGGUGGGAAUGCAGAAGGGGCCUGCUGCAAUUUGCCUUUUAUCUACAAGGGUGCGGUUUAUUGGGCUUGUACCACCCAAGAUUCUGUGAAAAGAUGGUGCCCGGUUAAUAAAGUGUUCGAACUCGACAAAAAAUGGGGCUUCUGUGUAUAG